This is a messenger RNA of Neopelma chrysocephalum (saffron-crested tyrant-manakin), 1257 nucleotides long. It is a transcript of the gene TMEM35A, whose product is annotated as transmembrane protein 35A. Bases 604 to 1110 code for a protein of 168 amino acids. Gene Ontology annotation, molecular function: acetylcholine receptor regulator activity. Gene Ontology annotation, biological process: positive regulation of protein localization to cell surface; chaperone-mediated protein complex assembly. Gene Ontology annotation, cellular component: endoplasmic reticulum. Lineage: Eukaryota; Metazoa; Chordata; Aves; Passeriformes; Pipridae. The record is from RefSeq and is a predicted model, not a curated record. The transcript has 2 exons.
ACACUUUACAGGACAGGUUUUAUCUGCAGUGGAGGUGGGUGACACAAGUGGCCUCACCUUCCCUUUUGGGCAUCUAGUUCCAGGAGAACCACAGGGACAAGACAUCUCUCCUGCUUUCCUGGUGUAAAUACAUGAAGCAAUAUGUUGUUUGCUGUGUUUGAGCAUCUGGAUACCUGGAACUGAAAGCUGUCUAUGUACAAGAGACCCCUGGCCGCUUUUCCUCCACAGCACGUCAUUCCCGUGCCCUCUCCUAACAUGUCCUUGUUUUCCCACUAGUGAGCAACUGUGCUCUGCCUUUGGCUGCAGUCCCGCAUCCCUAGAACUGGCUCAGCUUCGGCUUUCUGUGGGCGAUUUGUGGAACAUGCGAGGAAACAGAGGAUGACUUGCUGGCGGGAGCGCUCCAGGUGCUGGAGCUGCCUGGCUCCGGCUGCAGGGCAUUAGGACCCAGGGGUUGCCGAGUGGAGGAGGCUGAAUUCCCUCCCGCUGUCAUCCUCCUGCCUCUGCAGCUUUAUCCCUACAGCCUUCAAUGGUGACGGACUCCCUCCCACCCGGGCUGGCAGCCAGAGCCAGAAGGCCUCGCUAGGACCGGAUCCCUGCAGCUCUAUGGCAUCUCCCAGGACUAUCACCAUCGUCGCCCUCUCGGUGGCCCUGGGGCUCUUCUUCGUCUUUAUGGGGACCAUCAAACUGACCCCUCGGCUCAGCAGAGAUGCCUACAACGAGAUGAAACGAGCCUACAAAAGCUACGUGCGGGCCCUGCCCAUGCUGAAGAAGAUGGGAGUCAGCUCCAUCCUCCUCCGCAAGACCAUCGGCGCCCUGGAGGUGGCGUGUGGCAUUGUCAUGACACUGGUGCCUGGUCGCCCCAAAGACGUGGCCAACUUUCUCCUGCUCCUCCUCGUGCUGGCUGUGCUCUUCUUCCACCAGCUCGUGGGGGACCCCCUCAAGCGCUACGCCCACGCCCUGGUGUUUGGGAUCCUGCUCACCUGCCGCCUGCUCAUCGCCCGCCAGCCCGAGGAGCUGCCGCCCGAGAAGAGGAUGCUGUCGGUGAACGGGGAUGAGCAGCCACUCAUCCACGAAGCAGCUCCCGAGAAAGGCAAGAUGAAGGUAUCCUAGUUGAGUGCAUGUGAGAAACACGGACCCUCGAGGCAGCUCUCUCCAAAAUCACCUGGAAAAAUUUGUUUUUUAUUUUAAACCUAUUUGCGUUUUUUUUUUUUGUCUGUCUAAAUAAAGUUGCACUUGGGGUCUGAGAGAUACAAGGUA